Messenger RNA from Sclerotinia borealis F-4128, 2289 nucleotides. Lineage: Eukaryota; Fungi; Ascomycota; Leotiomycetes; Helotiales; Sclerotiniaceae. The record is from the annotation of a GenBank genome assembly.
AUGUCAAGUAAAAGAAGAAAGCUAGAUGCUCCUAUAAAACCUCAGCUGAGUGCCGUGAGCGCUUUCGCGGCUAGAAAGGCGCAAACUGCUGUCCAUGAAACUAGCAAAUCACAAAAAGAGGCCCCUUCUUCACGAAAUGUUAGCCAAAAACUUUCCCAGCAAGUGACGAAAGGUAUUCCCUCCAGAAACCUCAAUCGGGGAAAAUCGAGUCCAGUCGGAAAUGACUUGCCUUCCAUAAGUCCAGACUUCAUUGCUGAGGAAAGUGAACCGGAAGAAGACCUAGACAAUCAUGUCUCGAGUUCUGAUUCACGUGAGCAGUCGCCUGAAGUGAUAUUCGACAGGCCGUCGAUUGCAUUGUCUACUUUUAGGCCUAGUGAGGACAACACCAAAGUGCUUAAAGGCAGAAUACUGGUGUUGAAACUUGCGCCCGGUGAGAGAUUGGUCAUCCUUGGGCAAUGUAAUCUCGAGGUCACUGAAGGACAAAUCACGAUCCUAGGAUCUUUUAUAAAAGCUUCGAAGUUGAAAUAUCAAAUAUAUGCAGCGGCUUCACAAUCGUUGCCAGUAAUUAGAUGUCCAGAUGACGAAAUUAACCCUACAGUAAUCCGUCUUUAUCAGUCUGAUUGUGGGAUCAGAUCCUUAGAGUCUCUUUCUCCGCUCUUUGGGAAGUUAUGGAAUGAGGAUACACAAGUUUUUGGAUCAAGGCAUAGCUAUUCUUGUGCAAAACUUGGGAAGAGCACAUUUCAGAUUCUAUUGUCAUCCAAGGAUGGUCCAAGCAAAUCCUACUUGCAACCGAUAAUUUCUCCACCAGAAUGGAACAAAAUGUUAUCAAAAUUGUCCAACUCUACCCAGGCCAAAAAACGAUUCAUGCUUUGCGGUCCCAAGUCAUCGGGAAAAUCGACUUUUGUGAAAUUACUGGUAAAUAGACUUCUGUCUGCAAGUCAGAACGAGGCUCAAAGUUCGUCCUCGAACUCGAGCAAGGGUGCCGGUGUUGUACUACUUGAUCUAGAUCCAGGGCAACCUGAAUAUUCUCAUCCUGGUCAAGUAUCCCUCAUCCACAUUCGGGAACCAAAUUUUGGCCCCUCGAUUACCCAUCCUAUACCUGGAAUCAAGAGCCGUCUGAUUCGUGCACAUGCUCUAGGCGCGGUGUCACCAUCUAUGGAUCCAAGUCUCUACAUGACAUGCGCACUCAACCUAUUUGAGCACUACCGCAGUUUAUCUCUCCGUUCCAGCUGUCCUUUGAUCAUUAAUACUCCUGGCUGGGUAUUAGGGACUGGGCUCGAGAUUCUCGUAGAUUUGAUAACCAAAGUGCACCCUUCUGAAGUCAUAUACAUGUCUAAAGAAGGUCCCGCUGAAGUCGUCGAACGUCUACAAGAUGCCGCCAAGAAGACAUCUCUCAUUACUCUUCCUUCCCAGUCUAGUGAAUAUGCAACACGAACUUCAGCUCACCUUCGAACAAUGCAGUCAAUGUCAUAUUUUCAUUUGGAUUCCACGAACAAGAAUGAACUUGCGUGGAACGAAACGCCAUCAACAUCUAUUCCCCCUUGGGAGAUCAAGUAUUCUGGCGAAAAGUCGGGUGUGCUAGGCAUUAUGUGUUAUGGUGAACAACCGCCGCCAGAUCUUCUUGCUGAAACCAUCAAUGGCUCUAUAGUAUCAGUUGUUGUUAUCGAAGACGCUGCUGCAAUACCGGGUUAUUCUUCCUCUCCGCAAGAACAUAACAAGACCUCCGACCUCGACACUCUCCGCGCCUCCAAAGCCCCUUUGACCCUCGACCCCAUAAAGACCCCUCUAAUCAUUCCUACACCCCAUGAAAACCUUCCGUACUUCAACCCCCUCAACGCUAUAACUCUGGAUCCUCAAUAUUCCCACACCAUAGGAUCGGCUCUCGUCCGAGGAAUCGAUGUAAACCGCCAGCGCUUACAAGUACUCACCCCAAUUUCUCCAGAAGUUCUUGAACAAAUCAAUCAGGAGGGCAAGAAAAUAGUUUUAGUAAGCGGGAAGUUAGAUACUCCAGGAUGGGCGUACACAGAAGAACUAAUGAAGAGAACAUGGUUGGAGAAAGAAAAGAGGAGGAAAGAGUUAGAUGGAGAAGAUGAGGAUGAAGAUGAAGAUGAGGAUAGCAAUGCGGAGGAAGAUGGAACCGAGACGCUAAAUUGGGGGUCUAAUGAUGCAAAUAUGGCAUUUCGUAACGCUCCUUGGGUCGAGAGACUUACGGGCUCGCAAGGGAGAGGUAUAGGUGCUAGAGUGUGGAGAGUUAGGAGGGACUUGGGGAAGAUGGGGGAUGGGAACUAA